GACUUUCCAGAGAUUAUUGCGGUUGAGGUUUGUGGUUUAUUGCAGUGAAUUGUAUAAACAGAUGAACAUAACGGUUGAACACACUCGUAUUUGUGGCGGUCUGGCUCUGUGGUCUGGUGAGAACUGUCUGUUGCUCCCCCUACCUGUGCCCCCCACUUCCUGUCAGCUAUGCCCCUUACAUACACCCAUGUGCAUCUAAUCACCCCCACAUAGUGUCCAAAAUGCCAAUAUAAAUACAUCCAAACAAAACAAAACAUCAUGCCAACGUUAAGCAAAAAUGGCUCCUACAAUACGAUUACAUCCAACAUCUUCAGUGAGUGUUCUGUUACCUUGCACAGCUGUUUAAUAAUAAAGAAGACGCACAAUAAGAAAAGUUUGAAAGUGAAUACAUCUCAGUGUUCUAUUUGAAGCUGGCAAAAUGAACGUGAAUUAAACGACUGUGUGGUUGCUUGUGUUCUGAUCAUGUCUUUGCAGUCACACAGACUUUGCAGUAUCAGACAAAGCCCUGCAGCACUCUCAUCACGGCCAAUCAGAGAGAUACAGGAAGCCAAGUAAAAGCAACACUCCCCGCCACUCACAUGAGCCGCAAUGACUGAAAAAGUCACCCUUGCACAUUUGAAAAGAGCAAAGGGUGGAAAGAGAAGGCAGAAACCAUCCCAACUGUGGAAAGGACCUUACAAGCGUGCAGUGUUACCGCCCAAGCCAUCCGCUCUAUGGAGAACGUGGGCAAAUGUGUCUGUUCCACAUCGAGACGUUGUACACCAGUCGACGGGGAAACUCCGUUGCCAGAGGCCCUGAAUUCAAAGGACACGAUGAAGCAGUUUCUUUCAGAUCGCGUGGUAAAGGCAGCGAGGUCGAUCCGUAGUGUCAUGGUCGAUGGGAGCCCGGGUCUGAUUAGAGACAGAAAGCAUCACCUCAAAACAUACAGAAAAUGUUGUUCGGGGAAGGAGCUUGUGGAUUGGCUGAUGAAACAAAAUGAAUGCCUGCAAUCCAGGAGUCAAGCGGUUGGAAUGUGGCAGGUGCUGGUGGAUGAAGGAAUCCUUGUUCAUGUGAAACAUGAAGUGAACUUCCACGACAAGGACACCCAAUUCUACCGCUUCCAGGACUCGGAGUCUGGGCUGAACCACACGUCCAACGAGAAGGACUCAGAGGAAGAGCUGCAGGAGAGUCUGUCGCUGUUGUCUCAGCUGGGACCCGACGCUCUGCUCACUAUGAUUCUGCGCAAGUGCCCCAGUCAGAGGAGUGCUGAGGACCUGGAGGUCAUCUACGAGGAGCUGCUCCAUGUCAAGGCCGCAGCGCAUCUCUCCGCCUCUGUGCGUAAGGAGCUGGCAGCGGUGCUGGUCUUUGAAUCACAUGCCAAGGCCGGAGUAGUCUUGUUCAGUCAGGGGGAAAAAGGGACUUCUUGGUACAUCAUCUGGAAAGGCUCCGUAAACGUGAUCACCAACGGGAAGGGCCUGGUGACUACUCUACACGAGGGGGAGGACUUUGGGCAGCUGGCUUUGCUGAAUGAUGCCCCUCGUGCUGCCACCAUCAUCCUAAGAGAAGACAACUGCCAUUUCCUCCGUGUUGAUAAACAGGACUUCAUUCGCAUCCUCAAGGACGUGGAGGCCAACACGGUGCGACUGGAGGAGCAUGGGAAGACUGUGCUGGUGUUGGAGAAGAGAACCGAGUGGGCCCAGCAGGGAGGGUCAGGGAACAGCAAGUACACAGUUAUGUCAGGAACACCUGAGAAAAUCCUAGAACACCUACUGGAAACGAUAAAGUUGGAUUCCAAUGGAAACGACUCAAUAGAUCCAUGUGUUAGUGACUUUCUCCUCACUCACAAAGUCUUCAUGCCCACCAACCAGCUGUGUGCCGCCCUACAGCACCAUUAUCAGGCGGAGCUGUCUGAGGGCUCAGACCAGGAGAAGGCUUCCUACAUCCUUACCACCAAGCAGAAGGUGGUCAAGCUGAUUGGCCAGUGGGUGGCACUGUACGGCCUUCUGCUGAAAGAAGACCCUAUUGCUUUGGACUCUCUGGAGAGGCUGAAGAAGGAGGUGGCGGGAGAUUUCCGUCUGUUCAGCGUGCUGAAAGAUCAAUUCAGGGAAAGGAGGAGAAUUAAAGCAUCGGAGAACGGAUGUCAGACAUUGAGCAGGAAUCAGCCGUUCGAUUGGUUUUCAAACUGCGAGGAGCCAGUGGGGAGGUUACAACCAAUCAGAGCUCAAGAUAAAGUGCUGUAUGAGAUUUACAGGCCGGACAACAAACCUCUCAAUCUGAUGCUCCCAGUGAACGCCUCUGUGAAGGAUGUGAUGUCGGCCAUAGUCAAACCUGGCGGAGAUCACAUCUUGGUCAAAAUGAACUCCAUGGGAGAGAGAGCUCAGUUAAAGCUGGAUGCGAAUGCAGUCUACACGGCUCUGGGACUCAACGAGAGACUGUUCAUCUGCACAAUCAGCCAAGCAGAACAACUGAUGCCCCUGAAGGAACAGCAAGGUCCAGAGCAAGGAACAACUGACCUCCUUGAACAGAUGGACUCUAAAGAUGUCGCCAAUGAACUCACCAACUAUGAUUGGGAACUGUUCACUGCCAUGCAUGAGGUGGAGCUCGUCUACUACAUAUUCGGGCGCCAUAAAUUCCCCGGUGCCACCACGGCUAACCUGGAGCGGUUUGUGCGUCGUUUCAACGAGGUGCAGUACUGGGUGGUGACCGAGCUGUGCAUCUGUGAAGAUCUGGUGAAACGAGCCAUUCUGCUCAAGAAGUUCAUAAAGAUUGCCGCAGUGUUAAAGGAACAGAAGAAUCUCAAUUCGUUCUUUGCUGUGAUGUUCGGUUUGAGCAACAGUGCAGUGCACAGGCUUUACAAGACCUGGGAGAGAAUACCCAGCAAGACAAAACGAAUUUACUGCGCUUAUGAGAGACUGAUGGAUCCCUCACGCAACCACAGGGCCUACAGGUUGGCCGUGGCCAAACUCGGUCCUCCUUACAUCCCCUUCAUGCCUCUGCUGCUCAAAGACAUGACGUUCAUCAAUGAUGGAAAUCCAAACUAUGUAGACAAACUGGUUAAUUUCGAGAAAGUGCGCAUGAUUGCCAAGACAGUGAAAAUUGUACGAGGAUGCAGAAGCCAGCCGUAUGUGCCAUCGUCUCCACAGAGGGGCCUGGCAGAUCGGAUGUUUCUGGAAGGGGCUUCUAAUCGCAUAUCUACAUACUCCGAGCUCGCCCUUCCUCUGCGGAGCCCCAGCAGCAUCCGGAACUACAUUCAGAACCUGAAAGUGAUCGAUAACCAGCGCAAGCUAACGCAGCUCUCCAGAACGAUAGAAUGCUAGAGCAACAACACGCAAAUGUAUAAAGACUGUAAAACCCCGGCGUGAAUGAGACAAGACUAAAGCUGGAUCAAACAAAACAUCCACACUCGCCCCCCAAAAAAGAUGGAUGUCUCGAGGUGCUGUUUGCAGUGUUCAUUUCGAGGACUUUGAUUGAUGAGCUUUCUGCACACCAUCAAGGGGGG
Pungitius pungitius (ninespine stickleback) is the source of this 3478-nucleotide messenger RNA. RefSeq names its product Rap guanine nucleotide exchange factor (GEF) 3 (gene rapgef3). The coding region runs from base 714 to 3296 and encodes 860 amino acids. Gene Ontology annotation, molecular function: guanyl-nucleotide exchange factor activity. Gene Ontology annotation, cellular component: plasma membrane. Gene Ontology annotation, biological process: positive regulation of GTPase activity; Ras protein signal transduction. NCBI's taxonomy places the organism in Eukaryota, Metazoa, Chordata, Actinopteri, Perciformes, Gasterosteidae. The record is from RefSeq and is a predicted model, not a curated record. The transcript has 28 exons.